AUGACUGAUCGGUUCAUCGAUACAGCGACAGCAGAAAUAUUCAGUAGUGACGCUUCAUACUAUUUCUUUCUUAUUCCAACUUUAAUUCCAGCGCUGUUAAGAGAAAAUGCUGAUGACUUGUUUUCGAAGGAAGAUAUUGUGGAUGCUGUUGGCAUUCAUAUACAAAGUUCUGUGGAGGGCCUUAGCGAUGAAGCUGUUGAACUUGCUUGCGAAAAGCUUGCCUUAUUACUUCAUGAUGGAAAAACUACAUCUCGACGUGAAGAUGAUAUUGGUCAACGGCGUUUAAAUCAAACUAUUGACAUAAGUGCUCAGCAUUUCGACUCAGAUGAUAUUACAAGCAUAUGGAGAAUUUCUAAUCGAGAUACACCUUUAUUGGUAGAUAAAAAGAAGCUUGAAAAAGCGGAAACACGCGCAUUGGAAAAAGUUGCUAAACGUGAAAUUGAUGGUAAUAAAGUGCAGAAAAAGAGGCCAGCUGAUCUCAUAGCUACGGCUUCUCAGUCAACAAGCAGACGGGAUGGAAAAUCUGAUGGAAGCACAAUGGAUAUUCAUUUAAAUAAUGUUGAUGUUUCAGUAGGACCUAAGCAACUUCUCUCUGGUGCAGACGUUAUUUUAGCUUAUGGACGUCGUUACGGGUUGGUUGGUCGGAACGGAGCCGGAAAGUCUACUUUUCUUAGAAUGAUUUCGUCGAAACAGCUAAAAAUACCUUCCAAUAUCAGCAUGUUAAGUGUUGAGCAAGAAGUAGACGGAGAUGACACAGAAGUUAGACAAGCUGUUUUGGAAAGUGAUACUGUAAGGAUGAGAGUGCUGCGUCGAGAAGAAGAAUUACAUCGACUUAUUCGAGAGUGUUGUAACGAUGCAGAUAAAGAAAAGUAUAGUUCAGAAUUAGGGAAAGUAUAUGCCGAAAUUGAAGCGAAUCAAAUGGAUAAAGCACCAGCCCGUGCUUCUUCUAUUUUGUUUGGUCUUGGAUUUACACCUGAAGAACAGAAACGGCCUACAAAGGAAUUUUCUGGAGGUUGGCGGAUGAGAUUAGCGUUAGCAAAGGCACUGUUCAUGAGACCAGAUUUACUCUUAUUAGACGAACCCACAAAUAUGUUGGACUUGAGAGCAGUAAUUUGGCUAGAAAACCAUCUUCAGGAAUGGACUUCUACAAUUGUGAUAGUGUCACAUGACCGCAGCUUUUUAAAUACAGUUUGUACAGACAUUAUACAUUUACACUCAAAAAGACUCGAUCAAUAUAAAGGCAAUUAUGUUAUUUUUGAAAAAACAAUGAAAGAGAAACUGACUCAGCAACAAAGGGAAUACGAGGCACAACAACAGUUGCGUCAGCAUACGCAGGAAUUUAUUGAUAAAUUUCGAUACAACGCUAAACGAGCAUCUAUGGUGCAAAGUCGUAUAAAGAUGCUUGAAAAAUUACCAGUACUCAAACCAAUUGUUCUAGAAGGUGAUGUAAAGCUAGCAUUUCCAACUUGCGAGAAGUUAAACCAUUUAGUGCUACAGUUAGAUGAUGUGUCAUUCAGGUAUACGUCCGUUUCACCACUUAUAUUUACGAAACUACAGAUCGGAUCGCAUGCAGACUCACGUGUUUGCAUCGUUGGUGAAAAUGGUGCUGGCAAAACAACACUGUUAAAAUUGCUUCUUGGAGAUUUGUCGCCAACAACUGGCUUUCGUAAUGCUAAUCGUCGUCUGAAGAUAGGCUAUUUCUCGCAGCAUCAUAUUGAUCAACUUGAUAUGGAUGUAUCUGGAAUAGAAGUUCUGGAAAAAAGAUUCCCUGGUGGUAAAAAUCAAGAAGAGUAUAGAGCCGCUCUUGGUCGAUUUGGAUUAUCUGGCGACCUAGCGCAGCAAUCUGUUGCCACUCUUUCUGGCGGACAAAAAUCUCGUCUUGCUUUCGCUAGUAUUGCUAUGUCAAACCCUAACUACUUAAUUAUGGAUGAGCCUACCAAUCACUUGGAUGUAGAAACGGUCGAAGCAUUGGGUAAAGCGCUCAAUGCAUUCAUGGGUGGAGUGGUGAUCGUUUCUCAUGAUGAAAAGCUCAUAGAUAUGGUCUGUAAGGAACUGUGGGUUGUCAAAGACCGUUCUGUGAUUACUUUAGAGGGAGGUUUGCAAGAAUAUAAGAAGCAUGUCAUGAGGCAGUUAGCAUUGUAA
This is a messenger RNA of Thelazia callipaeda (thelaziosis nematode), 2142 nucleotides long. The record is from the annotation of a GenBank genome assembly. NCBI's taxonomy places the organism in Eukaryota, Metazoa, Nematoda, Chromadorea, Rhabditida, Thelaziidae.